GAUGUGAAAACGACGCCGGUUUUGUGAAAGUCUGUUGAGCCAAACGAAUCAGAGAAAACGCCCGCCCAACGUGUUCCUUUUUCACCCUCACAAAUUCUUCCCCCACACCUCACCAUCCUCUCUCUCUCUCUUUCUUCUCAGCAAUCGCUCGCCUGCACCAACGCAUACUCCAUUUUCUUUUCCUUUCUUUUCUUUUCUUUUCUUUUCUCGCAAACAUUUCUUUUUUCCUUUCUUUUUCUGUCUUUUUGUACGGACACCAGCUCCCCAACUAACCAGCAAAACAGCUUUUAUAUUCUUCGCUCCUGGUGCUGCACGCUUAACUCCAACCACAAAUUCCAUUCCACGAACGGAAAUUAAAUUAAAAAAAAAGAUAAAAAAGGAAAAGAAAAGAGAAACUCUGAAAGGACUGUAUAAGCAUGGGAGAGAGUUCAAUGGGUGGGGCACUUGUCCCCACCGCAACUAAAUCCGAACAACCACCAUCAUCGCCGGAAAGCACCGCUCCUUUGCCUCCGCCGACCGCUCCACUUCCUUCUCCUCCUCCUCCUCCUCCUCCUCCCCCUCCUCUUCUUCCUUCUCCACCUGCGAUGCCGCCGUCCGCAGCGAAGGAAGAGGCUGCGUUGGAAGCUGACGCGGACAAGGACAUGCUAUGUCCGAUAUGCAUGCAGCUAAUCAAGGAUGCUUUCCUGACGGCUUGUGGUCAUAGCUUUUGUUAUAUGUGCAUUUUGACUCAUCUUCGAAAUAAGAGCGAUUGUCCUUGUUGUUCUCAUUAUCUCACUAAUAGUCAUAUCUUCCCUAAUUUUUUGCUUAAUAAGUUACUGAAGAAAACCUCUGCUCGUCAAUUAGCAAGGACUGCAUCUCCGGUAGAACAUCUUCGUCAAGCAAUACAGCAGGGUUGUGAGGUGUCAGCUAAGGAGCUAGAUGGCUUGUUGUCUCUACUUGUUGACAAGAAGAGAAAGAUGGAGCAAGAAGAAGCAGAGACAAACAUGCAGAUUCUACUUGAUUUCUUGAACUGCCUAAGGAGGCAAAAGCUUGAAGAGCUUAAUGAGAUUCAAAAUGAUCUUCAAUAUAUUAAGGAGGACAUAAAUGCUGUAGAGAAACGUAGCAUAGAAUUGUAUAGGGCGAAAGAGAGAUGCUCGGUAAAACUGAGGAUGCUUGUUGAUAAUUCCUUUGCGGCAAAAACCUCGCCUUCAUUGAUUGAUGAACAUAACAAUAGCAUCAUGUCUGGUGCUCACAAUUUACGAGGCUGGAUGGGUUCAGCCAGUUUCCAGAACAAUGUUGAUGUGAAAGCUCAAACGAGUUCACAGGGUAUCAGGAGUAAAGAUGCCUAUGGUGGUUCAGAUUUAGUGUACGAGACUAAUUCAGGAUUGGCUGCAGCAAGAAAGAGGCGGGUCCAUGCACAGUUUAAUGACCUACAAGAGUGCUACUUGCAAAAGCGGCGGCAUUGGACCAAACAAUUUCAUAAACAGGAAGGAAAAGACCCAAAUGCAAUGAAUAGAGAAGGUUAUAAUCCUGGUCUUGAGGAUUUUGAGUCUGUGUUAACUACUUUUACACGAUACAGUCGAUUGAGAGUCAUUGCUGAACUUAGGCAUGGUGAUAUUUUCCACUCUGCUAACAUUGUCUCAAGCAUAGAAUUUGAUCAUGAUGAUGAGCUAUUUGCUACUGCUGGAGUGUCAAGGCGCAUCAAGGUUUUUGAGUUUUCCUCGGUUGUGAAUGAACCAGCGGAUGUGCACUGUCCUAUUGUUGAAAUGACCACACGAUCUAAGCUUAGUUGCUUGAGUUGGAAUAAGUACACAAAAAACCAUAUUGCUAGCAGUGAUUAUGAUGGGAUAGUAACUGUCUGGGAUAUAAGGACUCGGCAGAGUGUGAUGGAAUACGAGGAACAUGAAAAGCGAGCUUGGAGUGUUGAUUUUUCUCGCACUGAACCUUCAAUGCUUGUAUCUGGUAGUGAUGACUGCAAGGUCAAAAUUUGGUGCACAAAGCAAGAAGCGAGUGUUCUUAAUAUUGACAUGAUAGCAAACAUCUGUUCUGUCAAGUACAAUCCCGGAUCCAGUGUUCAUGUUGCAGUCGGUUCUGCUGAUCAUCACAUUCACUAUUAUGACUUGAGAAAUGUCAGCCAACCGCUGUAUGUGUUUGGUGGGCAUAGGAAAGCUGUUUCAUACGUGAAAUUUUUGUCCAACAAUGAAUUGGCUUCUGCAUCUACUGACAGUACACUGCGGUUAUGGGAUGUAAAAGAAAAUUUACCACUACGUACUUUUAGAGGUCACAUGAAUGAGAAGAAUUUUGUGGGUCUCACAGUAAACAGUGAGUAUAUUGCUUGUGGCAGCGAGACGAAUGAAGUAUUUGUUUACCACAAGGCUAUCUCUAAACCUGCAGCUUGGCAUAGAUUUGGUUCUGACAUGGCUGAUGCUGAAGAGGAUGCCGGAUCUUACUUCAUCAGUGCCGUAUGUUGGAAGAGUGAUAGUCCCACAAUGCUGACAGCAAACAGUCGAGGAACAAUCAAAGUGCUUGUUCUCGCAGCCUGAUUGGUUGCCACCAAACUUUCUCCCUUAAGUAAUAUGCUUUCAUCCUCUGAAAGCCCCAUCUUACCAGAAAUGGACUGCAGGGGAACUGAAAUGGACCCGAGGGCAACGAUGUUGCAGGCACCCAAUCCCAGUUUCCAAACUCAUUUCUUCUUUAUUCAAACUUUUUCCUCUUACCUUAUCAAUUGAGAUGGGCUAAAAAAAAGUUAUCUCA
Theobroma cacao (cacao) is the source of this 2733-nucleotide messenger RNA. RefSeq names its product E3 ubiquitin-protein ligase COP1-like. Lineage: Eukaryota; Viridiplantae; Streptophyta; Magnoliopsida; Malvales; Malvaceae. The record is from RefSeq and is a predicted model, not a curated record. Gene Ontology annotation, biological process: proteasome-mediated ubiquitin-dependent protein catabolic process. Gene Ontology annotation, molecular function: ubiquitin protein ligase activity; protein binding.